Molecule: messenger RNA, 605 nt
Organism: Myxozyma melibiosi
Lineage: Eukaryota; Fungi; Ascomycota; Lipomycetes; Lipomycetales; Lipomycetaceae
Product: Cx9C motif-containing protein 4, mitochondrial
Exons: 2
Coding region: 122-379 (85 amino acids)
Cellular component (GO): mitochondrial intermembrane space
Source: RefSeq, a predicted model, not a curated record
ACGUGUUUCUAUUAAGCUGAUUGCAUUUAGUGUAUUGUAUUGUAUUGUAUUGUACAUAGCAUUAUUGCAUUGUAUAUAGUACUAUUGCAUAUUCUACAUAAUCUACACUGGACACUGCAACAUGUCAUUCGAAGCUCCAUCACCAACAGUCUGCCACGCCGAAGCCUGCGCAAUCCAAGACUGCCUCAAGCGCGCAAACUACAACGAAUCCCGCUGCACGGCCGCGAUCGACGCGCUGUAUAGUUGCUGCAAGAAGAUGUACGACGAGAACCCGUCUGCGCGCGCGAUCGCGUGCAUGAAGCCCGAGUUGCUUGAGUUGAAGAUGGAUCAGCGGAGGAGGGAGAGCGUGGAUGCGAAGUUGCAUCAGCCGAGGCGUUAGGGAGAGUGUGUGUGAGUGAGUGAGUGAGUGAGAGAGAGUGUGUGUGUGUAAGAUAUGUGGGGGGGAUGGUGUAGAUAUUAUGGAGAUAUAAUGUGGAUAUUGUGCAUGUGCAUUGUCAUUGUAUAUAUAUGCGACCCAACCAGACCGAGACAAACAAAAGAAAGAACCCAAUUAAUACAUAAACAUAUUACAUAAAACAAUUACAAACAACAAUCAAACAACGAUA